This is a messenger RNA of Miscanthus lutarioriparius, 1239 nucleotides long. The record is from the annotation of a GenBank genome assembly. Lineage: Eukaryota; Viridiplantae; Streptophyta; Magnoliopsida; Poales; Poaceae.
AUGGAGAGGUGCGGGAGCUGGGACUGCGAUGCGGCGUCGCAGGCGGCCGCGCAGAAGGCGGUGCCGGCGCCGUUCCUGACCAAGACGUACCAGCUGGUGGACGACCCGGCCACGGACCACAUCGUCUCCUGGGGGGACGACCGCGUCUCCACCUUCGUCGUGUGGCGCCCUCCGGAGUUCGCACGCGACAUCCUCCCCAACUACUUCAAGCACAACAACUUCUCCUCUUUCGUCCGGCAGCUCAACACCUACGGCUUCCGGAAGGUGGUUCCGGAGCGGUGGGAGUUCGCGAACGAGUUCUUCCGCAAGGGGGAGAAGCAGCUGCUCUGCGAGAUCCACCGGCGCAAGACGUCGACGUCCACGGCGUCGCCGUCGCCCCCGCCCUUCUUCGCGCCGCCUCAUCACUUCCCGCUCUUCCACCCGGGCGCCCCGUACCACCACCACCAGUUCGACGACGGGGUCGUGGCGGCGGCCGCGCACGCAGGCGUUGGCCUCCCGUUCCCGCACCCGCAUUGGAGGGAGCCGCACGCCGCCGCCGCGCCGGUGGCCGCCACGCGGCUCCUAGCCCUGGGCGCCCCUCCUCCGUCGCCGUCGCCGUCGCCGCUGCCCGCCGCCGACGCCGGCGGCGGCGGCGGAGGCAACAACGCGGGGCGCGCGGCCACCGCGGCCGUGCUGAUGGAGGAAAACGAGCGGCUGCGGCGCAGCAACACGGCGCUGCUGCAGGAGCUGGCGCACAUGCGCAAGCUCUACAACGACAUCAUCUACUUCGUGCAGAACCACGUGCGCCCCGUGGCGCCCAGCCCGGCCGCGGCCGCGUUCCUGCAGGGGCUCGGCCUGCAGGCUGCUGCGCGCAAGAAGCCCGCCGCCGCCGCCCCCGUGUCGGCCGCGGGCCUCAACCACUCCGGCGGGAGCACCACGUCCAGCAGCUCGCUCACCAUCGCGGAGGAGCUCUCGCCGCCUCCGCCGCAGCAGGCCAACAAGAGCGGCGGCGGCGAGGAGGCCGGAAGCAGCGGCACCGCGCGGUCUGCCGCCGCCGCGCCGCCUACCAUGCUCUUCGGCGUGCACCUCAGCGCCGCCCCGAGCGGCGCGGGCGGCACCAAGAGGCCAGCUUCCCCGGAGGAAGCAGACCAGCCGCCCACGUCGCCUGCCAGGAAGCCACGGCUGGCGCUGGACGGCGCCGACCUAAGCCUGACCAUCCCGGUGCCCUCCGCCGCCUCGUCCCCAGUUAGCACUAGCUAG